AUGAAGUUCCUCCGGUCGAUUGUCCGCACACGCCCGCCGGGGGCGCAGGUCCAACUCCCCAGAAGUUCACUCCGCACCUUCAGCGCCGUCCGCAUGCACGCGCAGUCUCAGCGGACCUCGAGCGCAAGCUCCCCUCAACCAGAACGGCCCGUCAACUUCUACAGCACGCAUGGACGCGCCUUCUUCAAAGCCAUCACUUUGGCAUUCCUGACGUAUCAAAUCGCGUAUUGGGCAUGGUUGACGGUGGAGACGGAAUACCUCAAAGAUCAGAAGAACCGCGAGGUCAAGUCGCUGGAGCAAGAAGUGAGGUUGCUGGAUGAGGGUCGAAAGGCUCACAGACCCGGAACCUCUUGA
Molecule: messenger RNA, 354 nt
Organism: Cladophialophora immunda
Lineage: Eukaryota; Fungi; Ascomycota; Eurotiomycetes; Chaetothyriales; Herpotrichiellaceae
Exons: 1
Coding region: 1-354 (117 amino acids)
Source: RefSeq, a predicted model, not a curated record